GGCUUACAUCACGCAGACGGUCCGUGUUUAUCACCUGGAACAUAAGAGUGUGUGUAGUGUCUCCAGCCGUCAGUACCGCGUCAUCUCACUGUCUCACAGCCGCAGGCAUGGCUCUGUCUCUGGGGUGGCUCUCAGCCCUGGCCGCGGGUCUUUUCUCCGCUCAUGUCUUACAGAAACUGUGCUUCCCGUACUUUUGGAGGGACCUCCUGUUUCUGCUGAAGGUGAUCAGGUACGGCGUGAAGUUGGAGCUGUUCAAGCUGACAUCCAGCGUGUGUACGGUCCUGGACCGGUUCAUCCAGCAGGCGCAGCUCAUCCCUGACAAGCCGUUCGUCAUCUUCAACGGAAGCAUCCACACCUACCGGGACGUGGACAGACGCAGCAACAGACUCGCCAAUGUUUUCCUGGAGAGAGCGAACUUGAGGAAAAGAGACUGCGUUGCCUUGCUCAUGAGCAACGAGCCCGACUUCCUGUGCGUGUGGUUCGGGUUGGCAAAGGUCGGCUGCUCGGUUGCUUUCCUGAACACCAACAUCAAACCGAAGUCUCUGCUGCACUGCUUCAACUGCUGCGGAGCCAAAACUCUCAUCGUUGGUUCAGAUUUGGUGGAGUGUCUGGAUGGCAUCUUAACCACCCUGCUGGAGGACAACAUUCAGGUGUGGUCCAUGAAGAGCCAGAGUGAGCACGCACAGGUGCACACUGUGUUGGAUAAGAUUGAUGCCGCCUCUGACCAGCCUGUACUAGCCGCGUUACGUACCACCACCUCCCUCAAAUCCCCCACCCUCUACAUCUUCACCUCUGGAACCACUGGGCUCCCUAAGGCCGCAGUGAUCACUCACCUCCAGAGCUUGAAGGCAGCAGCUGGUUUUUGGGCGUUUGGGGCGACUAAAGAUGAUGUGAUGUACAUCCCUCUGCCACUCUACCACAGUGCUGCUUCCUUGAUCGGCAUAGGAGGAACCAUAGAGCUGGAAUCUGUCUGUCUGUGUACUUGCGUUAUCCCAAGUGUUUCCAACAAUGUUCAAACUUCAAACUUAGAGAAAUCUGUCAUUUUAACACUGCGUUUCACCGGUCGCCUGUCAAUGGCGUCAUAUCCCCUUUGUGCAGCGACUUUUUAUCCAGUUUUGAGCCACAUUUCUGAUGUCCUCACUUCCUUCUCCUUCCAUCAGACCGAGGUGGAUAAAGUCCACAAGGUGCGGAUGGGCGUCGGGAACGGGCUGAGGCAGGACGUGUGGCGGGAGUUCCAGAAUCGCUUUGGAAACAUAAAAAUGUGUGAGGUGUAUGGCUCCACCGAGGGGAAUCUGUGCUUCAUGAAUCACAUCGGCAAGAUUGGAACUGUGGGCCGCUCAAACUCCAUCUACAGACUCUUGUUCAAGUAUGACCUGGUCAAGUAUGACAUGAUGAAAGAUGAACCGGUGAAAGAUCAGGAUGGUUUCUGUCAGCGAGUAAAAAAAGGUGAGACAGGGCUUUUACUGUCCAAGGUAAGCGCCACUAGCCCGUUCUUCGGCUACGCUGGAAGCAAGCAGCUGACUGAGAAGAAGCUAAUGAGAAAUGUGUUCGUGAAGGGAGACGCCUACUUCAACACAGGAGACUUAAUGGCUGAAGACCAGGAGGGCUUUAUCUGCUUCAGAGACAGAGUGGGAGACACCUUCAGGUGGAAGGGUGAAAAUGUAGCAACAACAGAGGUAACAGAGACUCUUGGGCUGGUGGAAUUUAUCCAAGAAGUCAACGUGUAUGGAGUGGAAAUACCAGGGCACGAGGGCAGAGCAGGAAUGGCUGCCAUUAUUGUGAGACCAGGCCUCACGUUCAAUGGGAAGAAGCUGUUUGAGCAUGUGCUGAGGGAUCUGCCGGUAUAUGCUCGUCCACUCUUCAUAAGGCUUCAGGAGGUCAUGGAAAUGACGAGUACCUUCAAGCAGCAGAAGUUCCAGCUGGUGCAGAGCGGCUUCAACCCCUCUACAAUCUCUGAUCCUCUCUAUGUGUUGGACUACCAGCAAAACGCCUACAUUCCUCUUACAGAUAGUAUCUACCAGAGCAUCUUUGCAGGAGAACGCAAGCUAUAGAACUCACAAGUACGGGUGUGUCGGCGUGGAAACACAAAGAAGGAUAGAAGAGAGCUCUGCAUACUGCAGGAUUUUAUAUGUAAAUGAAACCAGAGAGACUACAAUUACAUUCUGAAUGAAAAGCCAUAAUCUAGUUAGUGAAUGAGAGGAUUAGGAUGAGUUGACUGUAUACUCAGGAACAGUAAUGUUCCUAUGAGAUAUUUUCAGAUAAAUAAUAUGAACCUGAACGUACCACUGUGAAACAACAACUCCUUAAAUGAACCUUGUUUAAUCUCAAUUUACCCCUCAAAACACCCCAAACACCUGACUGAAACAAGCUGUUUAACCAGAAAUCCCUUCAUCUCUCCAUUUGUUCAAAAACUUAAAAAAAAAACUAAUUUAAAAGCCCUUAAUACAUGAUAUCAGUAGAUUUUAGUUAUGUGUUAUUGUGGUCUAUUCGGUGAGAUUUUGAUUAACAUUAGGGGUCUUAAAUAUGAUUUUCAUCUAUAAAUGAUCGACAUUUUAAUGGAUUAUUUAAGUAUUUAAUAGGUUUACUAAAUCGCUCUGAUUGGUUGUUUUCAUUCAGGCCCAGUGGAUUCUUGCAA
Morone saxatilis (striped sea-bass) is the source of this 2635-nucleotide messenger RNA. RefSeq names its product solute carrier family 27 member 6 (gene slc27a6). The record is from RefSeq and is a predicted model, not a curated record. Gene Ontology annotation, molecular function: long-chain fatty acid-CoA ligase activity; long-chain fatty acid transmembrane transporter activity. NCBI's taxonomy places the organism in Eukaryota, Metazoa, Chordata, Actinopteri, Moronidae. The coding region runs from base 108 to 2051 and encodes 647 amino acids. The transcript is spliced from 9 exons.